GCGAAAAAGCAGCAGUUGCGAGAGAGGCGCGCGCGCGGUCACAACUCGGCGACGGCAGCGUUGGGGCAUGCAAAUUAUGCCAAUUAGCAUCAUCGACGGGAGCACGAGCAGUAGCAGCAACGCCAACGCCGACGACAAGCGAGCAGAAAAUGCAAAUGCAGCAGCAGGGAACAGGAGCGGCGACGUCAUCGGCGGCAGUAGAUAGCGGAAAGGGGGCGACGCCCCCCCCGCGCCCGGACCUGCUGUCCAGGAGGAACAGCUGCUCCGGCGGAUCCGGCGACCCAGCAGCGAUCAGCACAACGAUUAGCUCCAAGCAGGAGGAUCCCAAGGAGCCGCAGGAGCAGGUGGCCAUCCACUACCUGGCCAGCUUCCACGAGCUCUGCGUGGUCACCGCCCUGCUGCCGCUGGUGACGCUCUUCACGUGCUUCGUGACCGCCUACGUCUUCCAGUACGACGAUGUACACGAGACACAUUGCCGCGUCUACAAUAUAAUACCCUCGAUAAGUGCAAUUACCGGCGUCAGUCCGCAGCGCUACUUCUGGCGCUUCAGCAUUGCGCUGCACAUCGGACCGCGCAUCCCCAUCGCCUUCGUCUACAAGAACUACUACCGUUCGCAGCUGCGUCGGAUUAGUCCCGCCCAGGUGCCUCGGACCAGCCUGCUCAUCACGCUGAUCCUGGUGUUCAACUGCAUCGAGAUCGCGGCCCUGGGCGGCGUCACCUAUAUUUCGAAUCGAGAGAACUACCCCGUUCACGAGCGCAUCUUCAUCACGUUUAUGAUAUGUUCGCUGUGCUACAUGCUGGCCACGAUCAAGCUGAACGGCAUCCUGAACGUCGGACAAACGCUGAGCGAGCACCAGCGCCAGUCCAUCAAGUGGAAGAAGAUCCUCUUCGCCAUCUCCAUCGUGAGCACCAUCGGACUGCUGGUGUUCUUCGCCAAACACCGAUUCUACUGUCACGACUUGGCCUUCAGUUGGUUUGCCUUCUUUGAGUACUUGAUCGCAAUCGCCAACAUGCUGUUCCACUUCACCAUAAUCUGGGACUUCCCCUCGCAGUUCAUGAUGAUCGUGCAGGGUCCCCGCGAGAAUCUCGCCCAGUACUUGAGCACCAGGCCGAAAGUGGACUAGAUUGGACUGGAUUCCCCAGCUGCAUGCCACAUCUCCAUUUCUCCAUGUAAUUCCCAUACGAAACGUACAAUUAACGAACUUCUUCAACUUUAAAACUAAGCGCUUCCAUACCGAUCAACAACAAACAUAGCCUUCUGUUCUAAUUUCUUCGAUUCUCUUCACACACUCAAAAAAAAAAAAGAAAACAAAAG
Messenger RNA from Drosophila gunungcola (fruit fly), 1315 nucleotides. RefSeq names its product post-GPI attachment to proteins factor 2-like. NCBI's taxonomy places the organism in Eukaryota, Metazoa, Arthropoda, Insecta, Diptera, Drosophilidae. Bases 150 to 1124 code for a protein of 324 amino acids. Gene Ontology annotation, cellular component: Golgi membrane; endoplasmic reticulum membrane. The transcript has 5 exons. Gene Ontology annotation, biological process: GPI anchor biosynthetic process. The record is from RefSeq and is a predicted model, not a curated record.